Funneliformis mosseae is the source of this 1579-nucleotide messenger RNA. The record is from the annotation of a GenBank genome assembly. Lineage: Eukaryota; Fungi; Glomeromycota; Glomeromycetes; Glomerales; Glomeraceae.
UAUUCCAAGAUUAGAUAUCCUUCCAACUGAAGUUGUUAUUUCCAUAUUUAAAUUCUUAUCAAUUGUUGAUAAAUGUCAAUUAUGUCAAGUUUGUAAGAGAUUUCGGUUAAUAAUUUAUAAUAAUCUGGAAUUUUGGAAGUACCUUGACUUAUCACCAUUCGGAGAACGUCUUUCGAAUCAAAAUCUAUUUAUUAUCGUAAAGACAAGAUGGAAAUCGAAUAUGGAAGGUCACAAACUUGAUCUUAGUGGAUGUCGAUUAAUAACUUCUUAUGCACUUGAAAAAUUAGUAGAGUUGCAUUCGAAUUUUCAAGAGAUUCAUUUAAAUGUUGAACCUCGUUAUGAUAAUUGGCGAAACGAGAUGAAACAUGAUUAUUGGAUAAAAGAAUUAUAUUAUAAGAAAAGUCCAACUUUCUUGAAAAAUGAUCGUCUAGGAUUAUAUCAAAGAUGGGAAAUUACGAAACCCUCUUAUAUAUGGCAAUGUUCAAAUAAAUCCAUUCAAACGAUUCUUACAGGAUCUUUUAAAACUCUAAAACAACUUUCACUUGGCAACCAAAUUCUACAUCGUGAAACUGCUACGAUGAUUUCUAAUUGUUCUCAACUGAUUCGAUUGGAUUUAAGUGGAACCAAUUUAGAUAAGGCAUCUCUACAAGACAUUUUACAAAGUGUAAUUCAAUUAGAAUCAUUGAAACUUUUAGAACUUGAAUUGUCUCCCAUGACUUUAAUGAUGAUUUCGCGAUUGACAAAUUUAGAACAAUUACAUCUUAGCGUACUUGACAAAAGAAAUAUUGCAGCAAAAACAAUUGCAGAUACGUUAAAAAAGUUGAGGAAAUUAAAAGAUUUUAGGAUGAACCAAGCGAUGAUUGGAGAAGCAGAUAAUAUAGUUAUCAAAGGGUUAUCAUGGAUCUAUUGUGAUGGACCGAUUGAAGAUCCAACAAAGAUUUUAGAAGAAAACAAAAUCAAGAAUGGAGUGGAACAAAAUAGGACACCACUUCAACAUCUUGAUCUUUCUCCUAAACUUGAUAUAUAUCCAAGAAGUCGAGAAAGAUCCAUGCAACUUGAGCAUUAUAUCACCAUAAGUAAUUCAUCUUUAUGGUCCUUGGCCGUUAAUCAUCCAUUUUUAAUUUCUCUGAGGUUAGUAAAUGCUUAUGCUAUUAGUGCUGAAGGUGUAGAUGGAUUAUUGUCAUCAUUACAAUGUUUGGAGGUUUUCGAAUUGAGAAGAUGGAGAGGGACAGAAUUAGAACCACUUCAAAAACUAACACCAACAUUUUGUCCUAAGUUGAGAGAAAUUGUAUUACAUGGAGUGGAAGUUGCAAAUUUCGAUGAAUGGAUUAAAGAAGGAGAAUGUCAAGAUGAAAAUUUAAUGAUAAAAAAUAAAAUUGGAUUUCAAAAUUUAGAAAUUUUGGAUUUAGUAGACGUUUUGAAAUUUUUUAAAUACCACAUUGAUAUUAUAAUUAAAAAUUGUGUAACCCUUCGUAAAGUGAGACUUGUACGCGUGGGAGAUGUUAAUUUUAAGGGUGAUGAGUGUAAGCUUUCACAUCUCGAUAGUAUUAUAAAUGAUUCAGGAUGGAUGGAUGUCUAA